CUGAGAGGAGCUAAACUUCUCCUACAGCCCUGGCUCUUUCUGCUCGGGCUACAAGAGGCAAGCCUUCCCCCUUUUCUGGAGUUGGGACAAGGGGGGAUUUGUACUGUAGGAGCGGAGCAGCCAGCCUAGUAGGAGUUCCUGUGCUCUUGGAGGAGAUGGGCAGCAGCUGAGGAGAUUUUUCUCCCAGCCGGGUGGAAGAGCGCAGAGCUGGGGAGGGCAGAAAUGUAUCAUUCCGGCAGUGAGGAGUCAGAUCUGGGUUCGGCCGACUCCUACACCAGCCGUCCAUCAGACUCCGAUGUGUCCCUGGAGGAGGAUAAGGAGGCCGUGCGCAGAGAGGCAGAGCGACAGGCUCAGGCACAGCUCGACAAGGCCAAGACUAAACCAGUUGCGUUUGCUGUUCGCACAAAUGUCAACUACAGCGCCAGUCAUGAUGAUGACGUCCCCGUGCCGGGCAUGGCCGUCUCCUUUGAGGCUAAAGACUUCCUCCACGUCAAAGAGAAAUUCAACAACGACUGGUGGAUAGGGCGCCUGGUGAAGGAAGGCUGUGAAAUCGGUUUCAUCCCCAGUCCUGUGAAGAUCGAGAACACUCGAAUCCUCCAGGAGCACAGAGCCAAACAGGGCAAGUUCCACUCCAGUAAAUCAGGAGCAAACUCAUCCUCGAGUUUAGGUGAAGUGGUUCCUAACUCACGGAAAUCUACCCCUCCUUCCUCUGCAAUUGACAUAGACGCCACAGGCUUAGACCCCGAGGACAAUGAGCUUCCAGUCAACCUGCGCUCCCCUAAAGCCAGUCCAAACACUGUCAUGUCACCCCUAGCAAAAGAGAAACGAAUGCCCUUCUUUAAGAAGACGGAACACAUUCCUCCGUACGAUGUUGUGCCUUCCAUGCGGCCUGUGGUUCUGGUUGGACCGUCACUGAAGGGCUACGAGGUGACAGACAUGAUGCAAAAAGCACUAUUCGACUUUUUGAAACACAGAUUCGAGGGAAGAAUAUCAAUCACUCGCGUCACGGCGGACAUCUCUCUUGCCAAACGCUCCGUCCUCAACAAUCCCAGUAAACACGCUAUCAUUGAGCGCUCCAACACACGCUCCAACUUGGCUGAAGUCCAGAGUGAAAUUGAGCGAAUCUUUGAACUGGCGCGGACGUUACAGCUGGUGGUGCUGGACGCUGACACCAUCAACCACCCAUCCCAGCUGGGAAAGACCUCCCUGGCCCCCAUUAUUGUCUACGUCAAGAUAACCUCUCCCAAGGUGCUGCAGAGACUCAUCAAGUCCAGAGGAAAGUCUCAAGCCAAGCACCUCAACGUCCAGAUGGUGGCAGCUGACAAGCUGGCUCAGUGCCCUCCUGAGAUGUUUGACAUCAUCCUAGAUGAGAACCAGCUGGAGGAUGCAUGUGAGCAUAUGGCUGAUUACCUGGAGGCCUACUGGAAAAGCACUCACCCCACCAGCUGCAACCCCCCCAACCCACUACUGACAAAGCUGGCCACAGCCACCCUGCCCUCCAGCCCGGCCCCAGUCUCCAGCAUGCAGGGCAGCGGGGCAGAGCAGAAAGGUGAUAAAGCGGUAGUGGAAAGAAAGGGCUCCAGGGAGGACCACCAGCACCAUCAUCACCACCACCACCACCACCACCAGAGCCAAGACCAGGGGGACGCUGAGGGGGAGGACGAGGCCGAGGGAGAUGGCAAUGAGGAGGAGCGGCCCCUGAGGACAGAGUCCUCCAGGAGGCCGCAGCACAUCCACCACCGCUCCUCCUCCACCAGGACUGAGCACCACAACCACCAUCACCACCAUCACCACCACAGCAGCCGCGCCAGGGGCCUGUCCCGGCAGGAGACUUUGGACUCAGAGACCCCUGAGAGCAGGGAGAGCCGGGAGAGUAGGGAGAGCCGGGAGAGCAGGGAGAGCAGGGACUCGGCCUAUAUCGAGCCGCGCACUCAGGUGCUCCACCAGGAGGAGGAGGAGGAGGAGGAGGAGGAGGAGGAGGAGGAGAAGGAGGAGGAGGAGGAUGUAGGGGAGGGGCACCCCCAGCAGCAACAGCGUUACGAGCCGCUGCCCCACCGGGACCACAACCACCACCAUCACCACCACCAUCACAGAGGUGGCGCCGACGAGGCGGGCCACAGCACGGGACACCACCGCUCCAAGGAGCGUGAACAGGACCACAACGAGCGCAACAAGCAGCGCUCGCACCACCACCACCGGCUGGCUCGAGACCACCACCAUCACUACUAUGACCGGGACAGGGACAGGGACCGAGAGGGGGAGGUGGCUCCCAAAAAGAGGGGUGACACAGGGGACUGGGCCAGAGACUCGUAUAUCCACCAGUGACAGAACAAGCCCCUGACUCCUCACACACUCACACACACACACACACACACACACACACACACACACACAUACACAGACACACACAGAUUCACUCGGACUCACUACACUUCCUCUUGAAGACCAUUCUGUUCUCCCAUUGUGCUGCUAUACCCUGAAACCACAGCAUCCUAUUUAUGUAUGCUUCCUUUGUAAAUGCUGUUGCAUCCUUAGCAAUGGCAGUAUUUUGAUUAUAUAGAUAUAGAUAUGAAUAUAAAUAUAUAUGUAUGUGUGUAUCUAUGCAUAGACAUUGUCGUUUAUGUGUGGAUAUGCAUGAAUACUCUCAAAUAUGCAUAUUUUAAACCUGUGUUUGAUAAAGCAUGACACAAAAGCAGAUUUUUUCUGUACUGAGCUGUGCUUUCUGUGAUUAGCAUUUUUAUUUUUAGUAUUUUUUAUUAUUAUUAUUAUUGUUAUUAUUAUUAUUAUUUGAUUUUUUUUUUUUCUUUGCUUGCUGCCACUUGAAUAAUUUGUUCCUUCAGACUACUGCUAGGGUUGACUGCUAGAAUUGACUAACCAAGUUAGUUUGAUGCUGUAUUUGCAGAGGUCUUUUUGGUUAAUUUUAUGUUUAUCAUUUAUUGCUUAGUUCUUUUUUAUUUUGCAUCAAUGAUUUUAGACAUUUGGUCGUCAUAUAUUGAUGCCUCCUUUGAGGUGCACCUUAGUCUUGCCUUACAAGACAACGAUUUCUAAAAUAACUUCCUGUCUUACAUGCAGUACUGUUCUAUUUAUAUGGGUCCAGAAACAUUUUAUAACAUUGAUACACCCUCUACGCUGCACUUUUACUGAUUCACAUUGGUUUCAAGUGAAAAAGAUUUGAUAUGACAUUGCAUCUUACAGUGCAUCUGUUACCAAACUCCAUGAAGGUUUGUAUUUUAUUAAGUUUGAUCCCGUUUCCAAUGACUUAUUGUAUUUCAUUCCUUUUUACUCCAUACUAUAAAGAAUGUCAAUUUUAGGGUAUCCUCUUGAGUUUGUUCCUGCAAAUUAAAAAAAAAUAGCUACACUUGCAAAACUGACAGAAACAAUUCCAAAUGUUUACCAAAUAAAUAGAGUUUUGUUUUCUGUCAUUGUA
Molecule: messenger RNA, 3427 nt
Organism: Myripristis murdjan (pinecone soldierfish)
Lineage: Eukaryota; Metazoa; Chordata; Actinopteri; Holocentriformes; Holocentridae
Gene: cacnb2a
Product: calcium channel, voltage-dependent, beta 2a
Exons: 13
Coding region: 223-2325 (700 amino acids)
Biological process (GO): calcium ion transmembrane transport
Cellular component (GO): voltage-gated calcium channel complex
Molecular function (GO): protein binding; voltage-gated calcium channel activity
Source: RefSeq, a predicted model, not a curated record